This is a messenger RNA of Cynara cardunculus var. scolymus (artichoke), 1215 nucleotides long. RefSeq lists its product as uncharacterized. The transcript has 2 exons. The record is from RefSeq and is a predicted model, not a curated record. Lineage: Eukaryota; Viridiplantae; Streptophyta; Magnoliopsida; Asterales; Asteraceae. The coding region runs from base 1 to 1215 and encodes 404 amino acids.
AUGCCUCUUGAUCAAAAUGAUCCUGCCACUCUAGAAGGAAUAUCCUCUACUAGUGCCUCCCUUGAUCAACCAUCACCUAACAUUGGAGAUACUGACUCUGGAAGCUCAUCCUCAUCAAACAAUCCUAACAGAAAGACCAGAAGCCUUAGAGAUCUUUAUGACAACACACGACAUGUUAAUAUUGGUGACUUGGCAGGUUUUGAUCUAUUUGCAGAUUCUGAUCCUUUGCAUUAUGAAGAGGCUUGUUUGGACAAGAAAUGGAGGGAUGCCAUGGAUAGAGAAAUGGAUUCAAUUAUGAAGAACAACACCUGGGAAUUGAUUGAUCUACCAAAAGGACAAAAGUCUAUAGGAGCCCCUAGGGCCUGGUAUAGCCGAAUUAAAGGCCACUUUCUUGAUCAAGGUUUCAAGAAAUGCAACUAUGAACACACACUGUGUAUCAAGAAGGAAGGCAACACCAUUCUUAUAGUCUGCAUAUAUGUGGAUGAUCUAGUAUUCAUAGGAAACUCCUUAGAAAAGAUAAAUGAAUUUAAGGAUUCAAUGAAAGAAAACUUUGAGAUGACAUAUUUGGGACUAUCACACUAUUUCUUGGGGAUAGAAGCUACUCAAGGUGCACAUUGCAUUACUAUUUCUCAUAAGAAGUAUGCCAGAGACUUAUUGCAAAGAUUCAAUAUGGAAGAUUGCAUUUCUGCUGCAACACCCAUGGAGUUUGGUCUUAAGCUUUCAAAAGAAGAGAAUGGGAAGGAAGUGGAUUCAACCGUCUAUCGCAGCUUUGUGGGAUGCCUUAUGUAUCUCACUGCAUCUAGGCCUGAUAUCAUGUUACCUGUGACCCUUGUCAGUAGAUUUAUGGAACAUCCUAAAAAACAACAUUUGGAAGCAGCUAGGCGUAUCCUAAGGCAUGUAAAAGGCACAUUGGACCAUGGUAUUACCUACUCUUUUUCUCAUGAUUUCAAGCUAAUAGGGUAUAGUGAUAGUGACUAUGGAGGGGAUAUUGUGGAUAGUAGGAGUACCGCAGGUUAUGUCUUCAGCCUAGGUUCAGGAGUUAUUUCAUGGCAGUCCAAGAAACAAAAAGUAGUGGCCCUAUCCUCCACAGAAGCUGAGUAUAUGGCACUCUCUUCAAAAGGGUGCCAAACACUUUGGCUUAGAGGCAUACUACAAGAAUUGGGGAUUUCACAAAGUACUUGUACACAAAUCUUUUGUGUAACAAGUCUUCUAUAG